AUGCGGUGGCUUCUCCUGGCGUUGGCCGUGUGCUUGGCCUACGCAGCCGACAAGUCCAAGUUCAAGACUUGUGAACAGGUUGGGUUUUGCAAGUAAGUUUGUUUAUGAUUGUUGUUACUGCAGUAGGGGCUACUAUCAGUUCGUACUGUCAAAGGUUCUCGUGAUAGAAUCAAACGUGAAAAAUUCUCAUGGUGGUGUUAAUAUUGUUUAUACAAGUUUGUACACUUCGAUAAGGGUUCUGAAGCCCGUCAUACUAAGCUGACUUCUUUUAGAUACCGUAACAAUAGCUUUUAGGGGCACUAAAUGCAUAAAAUGUCUUAUAAAGGUACUGUUUAACCAUGAUAUAACGAAAGAAGUACCCUUCUGUCUAACAAAAACCUGUACAAAUCAAAUACCUAUGUCUUCCAGAAGCUCUCACAUCCAAUCUUGUCAAACUAUAACCCGUACUUUCAACAAAACCUAAAAACUUAAAGUAAAACCUAUUUACAAUAUCAAUCUUUUAAUAAACCCCAAUAACAACACCGAUUCCUUUUCAGAAGACACCGCCAAGGACAAGAACGUGUACCGUACUCAAUCAUUCCAAGCUCAGUAAAGGCCAAUGAGACAGCUUUGUUAGCCCAGCUAAAAUCUAAAGAAAACACUUUAGAGUUGGCUGUCAUCGUACUCAAAGAUAGCACGCUGCGAAUCUUCGCCGACGAAAGCGGCGAACGACAACGGGCACGAUACAUUCCAUAUGAUGCUUUCGUCGGGUUACCUACUCAGGAAAAGUAAGGGAGUACUGGUUUUUUAUUGACUUUUAGGGAAUGGCACGGUGAUAAUUAGAGAGUACGGUACUUAAAAGUAUUGCUAAGGCGUACGAUACUAAAAAGUACUGCUGUACAAUGAAAAGCUCGGACAAAAAGAAGAUAUACAGCGCAAUAACAGCCGUUGUAACUAACAAAAACCAUCAAUACAGUAUUUACUUAAUCUUAUUGAUAUACUUAUCAAUAUAAAACAACAUUUAACACUUUACCUAUCAAUAAUCACCACAAUCUUCAAGUAUAUAAGCCCGGUCUUCAAAUCUAUAACCAAAACCUUCAAAAAUACUUUUCAGAAUCUCAGAAGUAAAGAUCGAAGACACCAAAGCCACUUUCGUACCAUUUAAAAACAAGAAAGUCGUGGUCAACUAUAACCCCUUCUGGGUUGAAGUCUACGACAAGGAAGACUUGUUAAUAGCCGUGAACUCAAACGGAUUAUUUAAAUUUGAACAUUUCCGUAACCAAGGUUCUGAGCCUGAAAAAGACGGUGAGGGCUUCUGGGAAGAGAAGUUCAGUAGCUGGACUGACAGUAAGCCUUUCGGUUCGUCAGCCGUCGGAUUGGAUGUAGAGUUCUUUGGCUUCAAGUACCUUUAUGGUCUACCUGAACAUGCCAUGUCAUUGGCGCUUAAGAGCACUUUGUAAGUUACAUAAAGGCUUUUCAUAACAAGAAUAAAAGUUAAGUAGCUCAGAAUGAGUUGAACAACCUAAUAUAUUAGGUGCCGACAUAAAGAGCCCACCAUAUUUUGACUGUAAUUUCCUGUAAAAAAUGGCGGGUUCUUUAUGUCGGCACCUAAUAUUUAAAACCCAAUCUACCCCCUUCCUUGCUCAAUAUGACAAGACAAGAUUCUUAACAACAAAAGCAAAAACGUAUUUUAAGACCAAACCAAAUCGACCCCUACCGUAUCUACAAUGUAGACAUUUUCGAAUACGAAAUGAACUCUCCCAUGUCAUUGUACGGUGGAUCUCCAUUGGUCAUUGCUCAUAACAAGUACAAGACGGUUGGAGCUUACUGGUUCAACGUCGCUGACACCUGGGUGGAUGUGCAUUCAUCUGCUCUUGAUAAGGUAACUUUUGGAGCUUUAACAAAACAGAAUAGAAGCUACGUAUUUUACAAGAUAUGUCUUUAUGUACAUCUAUAUAUAUCAAGUAUAAUAUAUCGAUCUUACUUGUAAAACUGAAUUAUGUUACCUUAUUUUGCCUUACAUUACUAUCAAAAUCAUAUAAAGUUGUUCAAAAAAUCAGUUGCCCACUAAUCCCAAAAAAUCGCUUUGAGGUAGAGCACAGGAUUAAUUGAACAGUCUAAUAUUCCAAAUUUUAAAAAAUUUUUAAAACUUUCUUGAUCAAUAUGCAAAAUCGUAUGUUACAUUACUUUUUACAAACACCUACAUAGGCUAACACUGGAUAAUACCAUUUUAGCAAAAACUUUGUUAUAGGGUAUCGUGAACAAACUAGUAGACAAGUUCACGUUCAAUGAAGGUCAAGAUCACGCUGGAGCUCACUUCAUGUCAGAAGCUGGUGUAGCCGACCUUUUCCUGUUCUUGGGUCCAACUCCAAAUGACAUCUACAGACAAGAGGCCAACCUUGCUGGUACUCAUCCUCUUCCUCCAGUAAGUUAGCUAGAUACUACUUUUUAAACUUUUAUGCUUAUAUUUAAAGUUUCUUACCUUUCCUAACAAAAUUAUAAGCCAUCCUUCAAGCUGAACCCUACUACAAUAUACAAAACCCCUUUUUUUAGAUCACCGGAAUCGCCUACCAUCAAUGCCGUUGGAACUACAAUGACGAGAAAGAUGUCCUAGAUGUAGACAAAAACUUUGACAAAUACGACAUUCCUUACGACACCAUCUGGCUUGACAUUGAGCACACCGAUGGCAAACGCUACUUCACCUGGGACCCUGACCGUUUCCCCAACCCUCAGGAGAUGAUCAAGAAGAUCGAGACCAAGAGUCGAUCAGUGGUCACGAUCGUUGAUCCUCACGUCAAGAAGGACGAGAACUACCCAACGUACCAGUUGGCCAAGGAACGUGAUUACUAUGUAAAGAACGCCGGAGGUCAAAGCGACUACGAGGGUGACUGUUGGCCUGGUCGAUCAUCGUAUCUUGACUUGCUAAAUCCUCAAGUACGUGAGUAUCUAGCCGACAGAUAUCUGUUGGAGAACUAUCACGGCUCCACGGAACGUUUGUGGACGUGGAACGAUAUGAAUGAGCCAUCAGUGUUCAGUGGACCUGAGAUGAGUAUGCCGAGAGAUAAUAUUCACCAUGGUGGAUGGGAGAACAGAGAGAUUCACAACAUCUACGGAAUGUUAUACGUAGGUUCUUUGGGUGAUAGUUAGCAUGAAUAACAUUUUAUCGUAAACAGCUGUUAAAGUUGUAAACGGCUUCACAAUAGUGCAAUGGCUUCAAAACUUCAAAAAUAGAAUUGAGUAACCUAUCAUAAUAUAAUCAUCCCUUUUUCAGCACAACUCCACCUACUUUGGUCACCUCCGCCGUUCCAACAACAAGCUCCGCCCCUUCAUCCUUACCCGUUCCUUCUUCACUGGUACUCAACGUACCUCAGCCAUCUGGACAGGUGAUAACGCUGCCGAAUGGAUUCAUCUCAAGGCUACCAUCCCAAUGUUACUGUCGCUUUCAAUUGCUGGCUUCCCAAAUGUCGGUGCUGAUGUGGGAGGCUUCUUCGGAAACCCAACUGAAGAACUGUUGGUCAGAUGGUACCAAGCUGGUGCCUUCCAACCCUUCUUCCGAGCUCACGCCCACUUGGACAGUAAGCGACGUGAACCAUGGUUGUUCAGUGAUGAGACCAGAAACAACAUCCGUGAUGCUGUGAUUCGUCGGUACCAGCUGUUGCCUUACUGGUACACCUUGUUCUACGAACAUUCCAAGAACGGCAAGCCUAUUAUGAGACCAAUUUGGUCCGAAUUCCCCGGAGAUGAGAAUGGAUUCGACGAGGAAAGAGAGUACAUGCUGGGUAAUGCUCUGUUAGUACGGCCAGUUACUGACCCUGAAGUCAAGUCUGUAUCACUUUACAUUCCUGGAUACCAACAGGUCUGGUACGACUGGGACACUGGCAAGAUGCACGUCUCUCCUGGCGCCAUCUACACCGACACUCCAAUGUCCAAGAUCCCAGUGUACCAACGCGGUGGUACUAUUGUACCAGUCCGUACCAGAAUCCGCCGAUCGGCCGCUUUGAUGAGGAACGAUCCAAUCACGUUGUACAUUGCCAGUGAAUUAAACCGUGACUUUGCCAACGGAACCUUGUAUCUGGAUGACGGAGAAUCUUAUGGUUACAAGGAUGGUGAUUACAUGUUCUGGAGCUAUACCUACAAGAAGAACACUGACUUCUUGUACACCAUUACUAGCAAGAACUUAGACAAGAACGGUCAGUUCGACCCAGAUGUGUACAUCGAGAAGAUUAUUAUCAGAGGCGUCAGAUAUUACCCACGCAACGUUCACUUGUACUAUGAUGGUAAGUUUUUAAUAUUUUAAUUAAUCUUUACCUAUAUUUUACCUUUUUGAUGUUGUUAUAGGUAAUUUUAAAGCUUUUUUUAUUUUUUAAGUGUUAAGGUUGAUCUGUUCUUAAAUACCUUGUCAAUUCUACAUUAAUAUGGCCACAAUAGUGCCUUUUAAAAAACUUAAAGGACCAGUUCGCCCAUUCAAAUAUCAUUGGCAUUCUGUCGCAAAAAGCGUCGAAAAUCAGGCAAUUUCAAUCAAAAUCAUUUUUCUCAAAAAACGUAAGUGGGUCGGUGUCGAAAUGAAUUUUCCAAUUUGGGACCGACCUGCUCAGGUUUUUUGCGAAAAAAAUGAACAUCGAAUUUUUGCGACAGAAUGCCAAUGAUAUUUGAAUGGGCGAACUGGUCCUUUAAUCCCACCUUUUCAGACUACAACCCAGAAGACCUCGAGUUUACGCACGACCGUGAGCUUCGCGAAGUCGUGAUUCGCAAGCCUAACGCCUUCGUAUCGCGCGAAUGGAGGAUCGACAUCCACAUUUGA
This is a messenger RNA of Bursaphelenchus okinawaensis, 4780 nucleotides long. Lineage: Eukaryota; Metazoa; Nematoda; Chromadorea; Rhabditida; Aphelenchoididae. The record is from the annotation of a GenBank genome assembly.